GGAAAGCAGUUAUCGCUCAUGAGUGGGAGCUGUUAUUGGUGUUCUGGACUCAACUCGAUGAGCUAGGCGAACAAAGGACCAAUAAGGACACUAAACUCCUCUAGCGACCUAAUGUCAUUGGCUUGGCACAGUACUGUGAUUGUAUAAGUCGCAUUUCGAUCGGUGAAUAAAUCACGUGAUGAUUAGCUGGCCUUAAAGUCACAACAGUCUUCUCAACCCCAUUCAGAUUCAAGGAACGUGUAUGUAUAUUGUAAAAUACUUGUAAAUCAAGUAAUUGAGAAUUCAUUAAAUUUUACAUACUUUUUUGUUGAUAGAUUAUUCUCAUUUCUACUUUUGUAAAUGAAACUAUGUUAAAUUGAUAUAUUUAGACCUAUAUCUUCAUUUUUAGAAGCACACACUCAAAAUAAUCAUUUAUAUAAGUUAUAAGUUUAUAAUUUCACUAGCUGUUGAUAUAAGCCAUGUUGAGAGGAUCCUCAAGACAGUUGUAAUAUACAACCACAGAAUCGGUGAUGUUGAUGAGAUUAGUUUCAGUUAAGAAGAUCUAGUCAUCGGUUGCCUUUACUAAAGUUUUAAAUACGAGGUUGUUUAAUAAAUUUUAUUCUCUGAUUCCAUUCGUUUUUUCUGAUUUUUGUUCACAUUUACACAAAAAGAUAGAAUAUGACUAGCAGUGGAAUCCAGGAAGCGCAUUUCCCUCUGUUCUCGGUUCAUGUUGAACAUUUGCUUUUCUUGUCACUUUUUUGCUGUAGCCUAAGGAGUAAGAUCGUCACAUCUUCGUGCUAGGUUUAAAGUCAUUUAUAUUUUUAUUUCGUGUUUAUAUUCGUUUUACGUAAUGUACUACUUCUAAUUUCGUUCAAAAUGCAAAUAGCAACUACAUUGUUUCUAAUUUUAGGCUCUGACUGUAAUCUUUGACGUGUAUUUCAUAUAAGUGGAUUUCAGUUCAAGCAGUUAAACAUUUUGACCGACUUUAAAUCGUCACCUCCUAUGAAUCAUACCAGGGCUUUACACUUUGUCUUCAAAGUGGCCAAUCGUAAUGAAACAAUUGAUUUUUACAAACGGAUUCUUGGAAUGAAGGUGUUACGACAUGAAGAAUUUACUGAAGGUUGUAAGGCUUCAUGUAACGGACCAUAUGAUGGGAAGUGGAGCAAAACCAUGAUAGGUUAUGGACCUGAGGAUAAUCAUUUUGUCGUUGAGUUGACUUAUAAUUAUGGGAUUGGUGCUUAUCAACUUGGUAAUGAUUUUCAGUAUAUUCGUAUUCAUAAUAAGGAUGCAUAUUCAAGAAUUAUCGGUGGAUUAUGGCUUAUCACAUUGAAAGAGUCAGAUUCAGUAAAAGUGGAAGCUCCUGGUGGAUAUGCAUUUUGGGUGCAUAACUGUGAUAGUGAUGGGGAUCCAGUUCGAAUGGUGGCUUUAGCUACUUCAAAUCUUAAACGAUCCACUGAUUAUUGGUCUCAUAAACUUGGUAUGACACUUGUGUCAUCUAGUUCAGAUGAAGCAGUGUUUUGUUAUUCACCAAAUCAGUGUACUUUAAAACUAAUUUCCAUUCAAAAACCUAUUGAUCAUGCUAGCGCAUUUGGUCGUAUAGCUUUUGCAUGCCCAAGUAGUCAAUUACCAAUUUUACAAAAAACGAUGGAUUCAAAAAAUGAAACGAUUCUUACUCGUUUAGUCAGCUUGGAUACUCCAGGAAAAGCUACUGUACAAGUGAUUAUUUUAGCUGAUCCAGAUGGUCAUGAAAUCUGUUUUGUUGGAGAUGAAGCUUUUAGACAGUUGUCACAAGUGGAUCCACAAGCGGAUAGUUUACUACAAUCAGCUAUAGCCUCAGAUAAAAGUGAUGAAUGGUUCAAUAAACAUGGUGGCAAGACAACAAAAUAAAACUAUUGUUUUCAACUCAUUGAAUCUUGUGUGUAUGGUAUCAUGAAUUGUCAUGUAUGGAAUGUUUGUUUUUUCUACUUUUUUUUCUAAAUAAUAUACACUUUUACAC
This is a messenger RNA of Schistosoma rodhaini, 1975 nucleotides long. The record is from the annotation of a GenBank genome assembly. Lineage: Eukaryota; Metazoa; Platyhelminthes; Trematoda; Strigeidida; Schistosomatidae.